GUGGCUAUAUAUAGGUACACUUGUAACAUCUUCUCCCAUCCCCACCCUACUCCUCACUUCACCCCCAAUUCCGCACACCAUAGAGAGAAAAAGACAAAAAUCUCUUUUAUCCAAUUGCAAUUUGCAUAGCAACAUGCCUUCUUCUGCUUCUGCACCUACCUUGCUCUCCAAAUGCACUGUCUUCCCAGACCAACCCUCAACUCUGGGAAACCUCAAACUCUCCGUUUCGGACCUUCCCAUGUUGUCCUGCCACUAUAUCCAAAAGGGUUGUCUCUUUACCCAACCCAGUAUUCCACUCCACACUCUAAUUCCUCUUCUUAAAUCCGCACUCUCUCGCACACUUUCUCUCUUUCCACCUCUAGCUGGCCGUUUAACCACCGAUUCCCACGGUUACGUUUACAUCGCUUGCAACGACGCCGGCGUCGAUUUCAUACACGCCAAUGCCGCCGCCCUCCGCGUCUGCGACCUACUGUCCCCACUCGACGUCCACGAAUGCUUCAAGGAAUUUUUCACCUUCGACAGAAAAGUCAGCUACACCGGCCAUUACUCCCCGAUUCUCGCCGUUCAGGUCACCGAACUCGCUGACGGCCUCUUCAUCGGCUGCGCCGUCAAUCACGCCGUCACCGACGGCACCUCCUUCUGGAACUUCUUCAACACCUUCGCCCAUCUCUGCAGAGCAUCGAGUAAAAGCUUCCGCAAUAUACCGGACUUCCACCGCGACUCAGCUCUGAUCUCUGACGCCGUCCUCCGCCUACCCGAGGGCGGUCCUCAGGUCACGUUCGAUUCUCACGCGCCGCUGCGCGAGAGAAUCUUCAGCUUCAGCCGCGAAGCGAUUCAGAAGCUGAAGGCAAUGACGAACAACCGCCGAUGGCCGGAGAACAACGGCACGGCCGUCGAGUUGAUGCGGAAGCAAAGCAACGAUCAGUUUCAUCACGCGAAGGAGAACAACGGCAAGGCCGGCACAAUUCUGGAGAACUGGUUCAAGGUGAAUUCGAAUUCGAAACCGCAAACGGUUACCGAAACAGUGGAGAUUUCGUCGUUUCAAUCAGUGUGCGCGUUGCUGUGGCGCGCGGUUACGCGCGCUAGGAAAUUGCCUGCUUCCAAAACUACGACGUUCAGAAUGGCAGUUAACUGUCGUCAUCGAAUGGAACCAAAAUUGGAACCGUACUACUUCGGGAACGCGAUUCAGAGCGUUCCAACGUAUGCUUCUGCCGCUGACGUGUUAUCGAGGGAUCUACGGUGGUGCGCGGAGCAGCUGAACGCAAACGUGAAGGCGCACGACGACGCCAUGGUGCGACGCUUCAUAGACGAUUGGGAGCAGAAACCCAGGUGCUUUCCUCUCGGGAACCCUGACGGUGCAUCCAUCACUAUGGGUAGUUCUCCGAGGUUUCCAAUGUACGAUAACAACUUCGGGUGGGGGAGACCUCUGGCGGUGAGAAGUGGAAGAGCGAACAAAUUCGACGGUAAGAUCUCGGCGUUUCCCGGAAGAGACGGAACAGGGACCGUCGAUUUGGAAGUGGUUUUAGCGCCCGAAACCAUGGAAGCGCUGGAAUCUGAUCCAGAAUUCACGAAAUAUGCAACGUGUCAGUUGUGACACGUGUCGAAAGGUGGUGCAUCCGGCGUAACUACUUGCUCGCAUGGUCACGUCAUGCUCGUGUUGGGAGGAGGACUGGUUGGAGCGGUGAUGAUUUAAUUCGGGAUUGGGGGCUGUAUCAUUGUGACAUAAAAUGUUAUUUUUUUAGCGUUUUUUAUCUGUUUUUAAUUGAGUAUGAUGUCGUCCAUGUUUUUCAGCUUAUCAAAAUGGUUUCCCUAUUCUCUUCGAGCA
Messenger RNA from Vigna umbellata (rice bean), 1825 nucleotides. RefSeq names its product HXXXD-type acyl-transferase family protein. The record is from RefSeq and is a predicted model, not a curated record. NCBI's taxonomy places the organism in Eukaryota, Viridiplantae, Streptophyta, Magnoliopsida, Fabales, Fabaceae.